AUGGAGAGCCUGGGACGCAGCUCGUCCAGGAGAGCCGACAGCAGCGACUCGCCACUGGAGAAGACGCCGCGCAGAGACCUCGGUCCUUCGCGCUCCGCGGCGCGCAGCCUGGGAGUGAGCGGCUACGGCAGCGCGCCGGCCCGCGUCCCGGCCUCCUCGGCGCAGGCCGCCGGGGGCGAGUGCAAGAGGAGGCGCACGGAGCCCCCCCACGCCGUGCCCGCGGCGCGCUGGUGCCCUGAGCGCGUGGCGCUGCAGUACAUCGUGCCCUGCAUGAAGUACUACGGCCUGUGCGUGAAGGACGCCUUCCUGGGCGCCGAGCUGGGCGCCAAGGUGCUGCGGGAGGUGGAGACGCUGGACCAGAGCGGCAAGUUCCGGGACGGGCAGCUGGUGAGCCAGCGCAGCCUCCCGCCCCGCAGCAUUCGGGGAGACCGGAUCGCCUGGGUGGAGGGCCGCGAGCCGGGCUGCCAGCACAUCGGCGCCCUGAUGGCGCACAUCGACGAGGUGGUGAUGUACAGCUCGCUCAACGGCCGGCUGGGGGACUGCGUCAUCAACGGCAGGACCAAGGCCAUGGUGGCGUGUUACCCAGGCAAUGGGACAGGGUACGUGCGCCACGUGGACAACCCCAACGGUGACGGCCGCUGCAUCACCUGCAUUUACUACCUGAACAAGGACUGGGACUGCAAGGUUCAUGGGGGACUCCUCCAGGUCUUCCCAGAAGGCCGUUCAGUGGUGGCCAACAUCGAGCCCAUCUUUGACCGGCUCCUUAUCUUCUGGUCGGACCGCAGGAACCCUCACGAGGUGAAGCCAGCGUACGCCACGCGCUACGCCAUCACAGUGUGGUACUUCGAUGCGAAGGAGCGGGCAGAAGCCAAAGAGAAGUACAGGCUGGCUGCCGGCCAGAAAGGGGUUCAAGUGCCUGUGACUCAAAGCGGCAAGACCUAGCCCCGCGCGUGGCCCGAGACAGCCAGCCGGAGACCCCCGAGGGAGGGGUUCGUCUCCGUGGACACCAGCGAGCGAUCCCGUGCCGCAGCCGUGGGCCAGAGCCGCCUGCGCGGAGGGGCGGGGCACGGGGGACGGCCGCUCGCUGCAUCUUUUCUCCCGUCUCCGUUCCGCGGUCUGGUCAGGGAGCGCCGGACGCUGCCGGAGCGACACUCUGGGGCCGUGUGCGGAGAGGCGCGGCGAGACGGGCGUUGACCCUGAAUAUUUUUCACACUCUGAGCUGAGGAGAGGAAUAGGCUUCCGAUAAUCCGUGUGAGCUGUGGUCUGCGUACCCGACCGGCCGGUGGGCAGGACUCGAACCCGGAGCCGCCCAGACCCGAAGGGGUGCGAUGAGCGUUCCACGCUUCCACAGAGCGAGACUCGUGCCGGCUGGUUUGGCCUGGUGCUGUCCGAGGGUCCCUCGCGCCCGUGACCCCGUGGGUGUAUGGGCGGUCCAGACCAGCGCCCAGCAUGUGGGCGUUGGCAUGUUGGUUAUUUUUGAAACCAGUGUAUAUUUUUGCAGCCUGAUUUUUUUUUUUUCCUUGCAGAGCAGUAAACGUCAUCAGCAGUCAGGCGCACCGGUGUCCCGCGCUCUCCCCGAUCCCCUCGUCGUGCGCUUAGGGACAGGGUUCGAGCGCUGGGGUGGCCUCUGACCAGGGGUGCCAGACAGCCUGCCUCCAACCCGCGGUCCGGGGAGGGGCGCGAGUUAAAGCAGAGCGCGGUGCGGUCCGGUCAGACCCUCCGAGUGAGGCCAGACCCCCGUCUGUUCGCACUCCGAUUCUUCCGGCUCGUUCGGCGGGCGAGGUCUCCCUGGCUGGGCACGCCUGGGAGCCAGGCGGGUGCCAAUGGGUGAGGCGCGGGGAACAGGCGGCUCACGUUGAACUGCUAAUGGAGAGCAGCGCAUCUCCAAGUCAGGCGUCUCUGAAGGAGCUGCUAAUCAUGGUUCAUUGUCGCUGCCGGUUAGG
Messenger RNA from Lepisosteus oculatus (spotted gar), 1943 nucleotides. Lineage: Eukaryota; Metazoa; Chordata; Actinopteri; Semionotiformes; Lepisosteidae. The record is from RefSeq and is a predicted model, not a curated record.